This is a messenger RNA of Diorhabda sublineata, 4845 nucleotides long. Its product is annotated as myb-like protein AA. Gene Ontology annotation, cellular component: nucleus. NCBI's taxonomy places the organism in Eukaryota, Metazoa, Arthropoda, Insecta, Coleoptera, Chrysomelidae. The record is from RefSeq and is a predicted model, not a curated record. The transcript has 14 exons. Bases 318 to 4526 code for a protein of 1402 amino acids.
GUUAGUGAAAAUUGUAAAAUGGCGGAUCAAAGUUUGGUGAGCUAGUGCAUAUAAAAUUAUUGGAUAGAAACAUGUUUAUUAACAGAUUUUUGGUGAAAAUUUUUUUCAUUUAGUUAGCCGGUAGUAUAGAUUUUUAGUAUCGUGGCAUUUGUGAUCCAAACAAAUAUAAGAUUUCGUGUGGUUUCUACUUAUGAAUAGACCUUGUCCACAUCUUAUGUAGCCAUAUUUAUGAAGUUUAUAUUGAAAAUAUAUCCGAUUGCUGCAGUUUCCAAUGAGAAAUGGGAUGGCUAAGCAACAUGAGCUAACCAGUAUUAAUUAUGGAUCCAGUGGGGCCAUGGUAUGCAACUCCCUAUAACCGCCUUGCUAGUGUGCAAGCGGGAUCAGGAAGUGGAGAAUUACAUCACCAUUUAGCAACAACAACUGCAGGUGCUCCCCCGACGACAACCACUCAACUUCUACCAGGUGGAUUUCUCUCCCCACCUCCUGUAGGAUAUGAAUCAGUAUUUACUCCUCUUUUCCACCAUGCAGCAGCAGGAGCGAAACCUGCAGCACAUUAUGUGUCUCAGGUCACACAACAAAGAGCACAAGCCUUGGCACAAGCUGCUGCUACUAAACAAUCUGGGGAUGGAGAGUUCCAUCCCCAAACUCAAGCUUUUUUUGAACAAGGUGCUGCAAGUGCCUGGCAGCAGAGUAGCCCUUUUGGGAUAUUACCCCAUGAAAGUGUCGUAGCCACUACAACUAGUAAAACUUACGAAAAUUUUAAUGCUCACUUUGCAGCUGCGCAAAACCUUAACAACCAUUUAAAUUCUCAAAUUGCCAAAACUGGUGCUAAUAGGGCUCAAAGUCCACAAGUAUCAACUGCAUCAACAAAAAAUAAUGCAUCACAAGGCAAUUCAAGUAGUUUCUUUCAAGUCCCAUCCAGUAUAUCUGACAAUGCUUCAAGUACUAGUAAAACUUUCUCUUCAUCCAACACAUCUAAUAUACAACAAUCAUGUAUUGUAUCCUCUCCUCCCACCACGGUCUCUAAGGAUUAUAGAGUUCCGCAUCCUUCUCCUCGUACCACAUUUUUAAGUUCUCCAAAUACUUCUCGUACUACCAUUGAAAAAACUUUUACAUCUCCAUCUAGUAAACAACAGGCAUCACCUGUUCAACCCCAAAUUCAAACCAAAGCCCAGACGAAAAUAUAUUCUGAGCUAGGAAAUCAACAAGAAAGACAGAGAUCUAGCAAUGAAGAUAAUCAAAGUCAGUCUUCUCCUAUAAGUUUUUCCAUAAUGGACGCCCCAGGCCGUUUGAACUACUCUGGUAGUAAUUCAUCUGGAAAAAGACCGCCACAAUUUCAGCAUAAUUACAGACAUUACCAACAAGGCAGUUCAAAUUCUGAAGAAUUUCAGAGACCUAAAAGUGGAUCUGAUUACAAUAAUUCGAAUGGACCUGAUUGUAAUGUUGUUGUACCGAGAAGACCAAGUCCACUUCAAGCACAUUCCCAGGCAUCACCUUUAGGUCAUGCUCAAAGUCCAGCUUAUCCUAUGUACAAUAGUCCUAUGAACUCAAUAUCGUCUCCUCAGCAAAGUUCUAGCAAUCAAGUAGCUCCACCUUCACCAUUGGAUGUUUCUGUACCAAGGCCAAGUUCUCAGACUAGCUCUGUAGCUUAUCCUUCUGUUAUAACUAGAGCAUUGAACCAUGAGAAAAAUUUUCCUGAUCGAUAUGAACGCCAGAAUCAUAACAAUCAGCAGAACCAGAACUGUUGGGAUGAGAGACAGGGCCAAAGAAAGUUUCAAAACAACCAAACAGGGUCACAGUCCAGCAGCAGCUACAGUUCAAAUAACAAUAUUGAAUUGAGUAGAAAUGAGUCCAGUCAACAGAGAGUGAUACUUGGUGGUGGCGAGAGGCAGCAAACAUAUUUUGAUUCAAACAGUGGUCAUCAAGUAACCCUACAAGAUCUUUCUAGCUGUAGGGGCGAUCCUAUGAGUAUAGUCAAGAAUUUACAACAGCAGCAACAGCAGCAGAGCUGUCAGGUACAACAAACUGAGAUUAAAACAGAACCUAAGCCUCCUAAAAGAAGGAAGAGCAGUGAUAAACCAAUUACUGAAAUGCAUCAGUUACCAAGUCGAAUUCCUCCACCAGCACAUAGCUCCGGUGCCAAUCAACCACAACAGAAUGGCGCUUAUUUUGACUUUGAUAGAUGGAAUCUUCCCCCACCUACUUCCAAAUUCCUCACACCUCAAUCAUUACAUCCACAACAUCAAAGUCUUAUGGUACCACAUCCGCAUGGUCCUCAUCACCCACCUCCACCUUUACCAUAUUUUGCUCCAUUCCAUUUACCGCCCCACCCCACCGAUUAUCAGUCUUCUGUAGAAUUGACCCCCUUAACAAAUUACAAUGAACAAUCACCACAAGCUUCCAGUCAGUAUCAACCACAACCUGAGGAACACCCAAAAGUGGUGGUGCCAAACAUUGAGGAGGAACUGAAUUUUUUGUCCCAAGAUUCAACAAGAGUUUCAAACAACCAACAUCAACACCAGGCUAUUCCAAAACCAUCAGUUUCCAUUAAUUCUGGUACUAAUAAAUCUGCAGAAAAGUCUGCUGGUACUGGCCCUAGUUUCAUGAGUAGCUAUUUAAAAUUUCUGCAGGGAGAACGGGAUACCUCCCCACCUCCUGCAAUGCGAGGAGGUAACAGAAAACAAACUUGGCCCAGGACUCCUAUGAAAGGUAUGGAAGACAAAUCUCCAGAAAGCAAUGGUGUCCCAUCAGGCCACUCUAAUUUAAAUCCGUCAGUGCCUAUAGUUCCUCUCAUACCUACACCAGCUGCUAGACUUUCAUCUCAUGGUGAUCCUCAAGAUGAUCCAAGGUAUUUCCCAUUACCUAAAGAGAGAAAACGUAACAGUUUCGAUAGCUCUGACGAUGGAUUUAGUUCAGAUGAUGAUUUCUUUGGAAAGAAGAAUAAACAAAAACCUCCACCUAUUUCAACCACAGAGCAGAUUAAAGAUAAAGAAAGAGAAAAGGAUAAAGAGAAAAAGAAAGAUAAAGACAAAAUCAAGAUGAUUAAAUCUCCUCCUGAUAAAUCGAAGAAAUCCAAAACAGACAAAUUUCCAAAACCGGAAAAAGAAAAAAAGUUCAAGGAAAAAAAAGAUAAAUCAAAGAAAGAGAAGGAUUUAGAAAAUGUUCCUAGACGAGAAUCGACAAAAAGGGCAGCAAAAAAGAAGAACAGUCUAUCAGAGAUUGGUAAAGAUGAUGAACCAGAGGAGCCACUUGAGUUUCAGGAUUCAGAUUCAGAUCCAGCUUGGACACCUGCUGCUAAUAAUGAUGAAGAGGACGGUGCGUUAGUUAUUAAAAAAAAUAGAAGAGGCAGACCACUUGGCAGUAAAUCGAAAAAAAAUUUAAAGAAUCUAAUAUCGGUUGCUGCCCAAGGAGCGGGUAUCAGCGAUGGCGAUGGUUACGGUAGCGAUAAUUCUCACAAAAAGAAAUCUUCACACAAACAUAAACAACCUCAACAGCCUCAGCAGAAUAUUGCACCUACAUUGGAGGAUAAUAUUGCAGCAUCAAUUCAAAGUAGUAUUCCAUCUGUCAUUGACGAAGGACCUUUCAAAGCUGGAGAAUUUGUAGUAAUUAAGUCUGAACUAAAAGAAGAAUGGCCUGCAAUCUGGAGGGUCGAUGGUAAAACACUACUUCAAAAAUAUGAACCUUUUGAACAAAACGGCAUAACAUUAUAUCGGAAUAUAUCAACGUAUACUUCCUGGACUCCCGAAAGUAAAAAGGAAUAUAUGGCUGUACCGGUGAAAUACAGGUCACAGAGUCAGUUAGAAACUAUAGUAGAGUUUUUAAAACAUGAAAUAACAAUUGUAGACUUUGAUUAUCAGGAACAGUGUAUGAAACAGUUUGAACUCUAUCAAGAUAAUUUUGAGGUGUAUAUCCAAACGCUGAUAUCCCAAGCUCUAGAUAGUAAUUUUCUCAUGGAAAUAUUCCAUGAAAAAGAUGACUACUUUCUCUCGAACGUGCAAACCAUUGAUGACAUAACAGAUAGUAAGAAACAAAAAUUCUUCAAUCUCUUGAGGUGGCCCGCGAACGUUCAAGCAGCAAUAUGCACCUGGCCAUGCUUCAAUGUUCUUAGAGAAGUUAGCGUUUCAGAUGCUGAGACAAAAAAUUGUGUAGCGUGCGGUAGAAUCGGCGUAACUGCCCGGGUACUCAUGUAUGGCCAGCCUUAUAAUUCUACAACAUUGGAAGGCUGCCAGCCUGAUCCUAAUGCCAUAAAUGAAAAGGACUUUUUAAUGUGUAGAUUAUGUGUAACCCAAGUAGAACUUUUGAAUAAAGUGACUCACCAAAAGUAUCUAAUGUAUAUAGAAUGUGCAAAACGUGUUAGUGAAAAACGGACUAAUGAUGCAACAAAAGAUACAACGUGUAUAUUAAAUGAGUUAUUGGCAGAUGAAAAUUGGCUAAAUCAGUUAUUCUUGGAAGUGCGAACGUCUUGGGGAGAAAUAGAUAGCAUAGACUAUAGUUUUAGAACAAAAAAUUCAGUGCAUUCUCAGUGAUUCAAGAAUUAAAAUAUUAAUUAGACCGUAAUUUAAAUCAAAACAAAACGUGUAUAUUUGAGAGUUUUUAUGGAUAAUAAUAAAUUGUAAUUAAUUUAGGAAUAGUAAUCGAUAUGCAUAAUAUUUGAUGAAUAAGUACAUAAUCUGUUUUUUAUGGUUACAUUUACCAUUGUAUGCUGUGCAUUUUUUAUUUCAGUGCUCUAACAUUUUUUAAAAGUGAUAUUGUAUUAUUUGUUAAUUAUUAUUUUGUAAAGAUUCAGCAUUGGUUAUUUAUAAAGAGCACAAACACUCAUUUAAUAAAAACGAACAUUAUCAUUUA